UUUUUCAUUUUUUUGUAACAAUUUUAACAUUUUUUUUUCUGUUACACAUAUGAAAAAAAGGAGAUUUAAAAAUUUGAAAGAAAUAUCUAUUAAAAGUUCAUUAGCAAUUUGUACAUUAAGAGUCCCACGUAAAUUGUAUCAGCGGUGUUCAUUAACAUUCCCGUCAUUUGCCUUCAGUUUACUUGUUACCUUCGUAUUGUGACAAUCGUUCUCGCUAAACGAAGCGAAUGAAUUCGUAUAGAAAAUUCAAGAAAAAGAAGAUAUGAAUAAUUUUCCACGAAGUGAUUAUUGAAUCAACACAAAAUCAGUGAUUUAUUAAAUACAGGAUUUUCGAAACGAGUUAUUGAGAAAAUAGUAAUUAUUUUUUGUGAUGGCUAAAGGUGAAUUGAAAUUGUCGGAUAUAAAAGACGUGGAAAGAAAUGAUGGGGAGAAAGCGAAUAAAAUAAGAAAUUUGGUGGCAUUUUGGAUUUUGGGAUUGUGCAAUAAUUAUGGAUACGUUGUUAUGCUCAGUGCUGCUCACGAUAUUCUCAGAGAACGAUUUGAUCACAAAAAUGAUGAACCGCCAAAAAAUACAUGGGAUAAUAGCACAAGUGAAACGUAUAGGCACUGCAAUACUAUCUCAACUGGAGCUAUACUUUUAGCUGAUAUAUUACCAUGUUUGAUAGUUAAGUUAAUUUUUCCAUUUGUGCCAUACUUUGUUAAUACUCGCGUUCUUGCCUGUAUAUUGUGUUCAAUUGCCGGUUUCCUAUUGGUCGGCUUGGGUGAAACGAGCAUAAUUAUAAUAUUGGGAAUUGUUCUCACGUCAAUUUCUUCUGGAUUAGGAGAACUAACAUUAAUUGCUUAUUGCAAUCGAUUCAAUAAACAUGUGAUAACUUGCUGGUCGUCAGGAACUGGGGGUGCAGGAAUAUUUGGUGCUGUUUCGUAUGCAUGUCUGAAAAUUUGGUUGUCCACGAAACAAACACUCUUAUUAAUGCUGAUAAUUCCAUUUUUAGAGGGAAUUGCAUUUUGGAUUAUUUUAGAAAUACCGAAGGAAACAGUACAGUCAGACAAAAGUGGUAUUGGAAGUCGAGAGCAAAUAAUUAAAGUUCAGGAAAAGAGUUUGAAGGAAAAAUUACGUUUGGUGCCGACUUUGCUGAAAUAUAUGUUGCCUCUUGGUUUAGUCUACUUGCUCGAAUACUUUAUCAAUCAAGGCUUGUUUGAACUGAUCGAGUUUAACAAUAUUUCGUGGUUGGGUCCCAGUGAUCAGUAUCGAUGGCUUCAGGUUGACUAUCAAAUUGGUGUUUUUAUAUCCAGAUCAUCAGCAGUAUUAUUUACUUUUAAUAAAAUUUGGAUCAUGUCUGUUUUACAGUUCAUAAACGUGAUUAUUCUACUUUUUGAAUCCAUAUACUAUUAUAUGCCUAGUUUUUGGAUUGUUUUUUCUAUUGUUUUGUGGGAAGGACUUUUAGGUGGUGGAGCAUAUGUGAAUACUUUUUACAAAAUCUCAAGACAGAUUCCUGCAGAAGAUCGUGAAACUUCGUUUUCGAUUGUUGUACUCGCUGAUUCGAUAGGAAUUGCUUUAGCCGGUUGGAUGUCAAUGCCGGUGCAUAAUGCUAUUUGUCAACUUCCACGACCAAUUAGAAAGUUUUAAUUUAUUUUUUACUUACAGUCAGUAUGAUUCAUAUUGCUCACUAACAAUAGUUUAUUGUUACUUUUUUUAUUGUUUUGAUAAAAAAAAUUCGAGUUAUAUGAUAGAUAAGUUAUUAAUAGUAAGUUUCGAUUGAUUUUUUUUAAUGAAUGGAAUCAAAUUAUAAUUUGAAGAACAAAAAUAAAAUCAACUAUCAUAUAA
Leptopilina heterotoma is the source of this 1825-nucleotide messenger RNA. It is a transcript of the gene Cln3, whose product is annotated as battenin. The coding region runs from base 371 to 1627 and encodes 418 amino acids. Lineage: Eukaryota; Metazoa; Arthropoda; Insecta; Hymenoptera; Figitidae. The transcript has 8 exons. Gene Ontology annotation, biological process: regulation of intracellular pH; lysosome organization. The record is from RefSeq and is a predicted model, not a curated record. Gene Ontology annotation, cellular component: lysosome; membrane.